This is a messenger RNA of Ostreococcus tauri, 1164 nucleotides long. Its product is annotated as Smr protein/MutS2 C-terminal. The record is from RefSeq and is a predicted model, not a curated record. The transcript has a single exon. Gene Ontology annotation, molecular function: protein binding. Lineage: Eukaryota; Viridiplantae; Chlorophyta; Mamiellophyceae; Mamiellales; Bathycoccaceae. Bases 1 to 1164 code for a protein of 387 amino acids.
AUGUCGUCGGAUCGCGCGGUGACGGGGUCGACGUCCUCCCUGCGCGCGUCCGCGCGCACGUUCGCACCGAGACGCCCCGCGUGCGCGUCGACGAGCGCGGCGAGCGCGGCGUUCGAGUCAUCCGUGCACGCGCUGUGCCACGACCUCGGGGCGCUGGGGGUGGUGACGAGCGACGAGGAGGAGGACGCGGAGGGAGAGAAAGGAAUUCCAGGGAAUAUUGAACGCGCGUACGUCGAGGGUGACGUCUCGGAAGCGCCGGUGGGGGAGGCAUUCGUCUUGGACGACGGCGCGGUUGAGGAUGACUUUGACCAGGGGCUCGCCUUCUUAGCGUCGGCGUUCCCGGAUUACGACUGGGCGUGCUUGGAGGAGGCGCUGAUGAACACAGGAGGAGACGUUGAGCUGGCGAUGGAGCUUUUGAUGGACGACGAGAUUCCAGAGGUCGCGGCACCAGACGUGGAUGACGCAGAGGCGUUUCCGUCGCUUGGCGGUUCGGCGCCGGCGAAGCCCGUCGCGAGUCAACCAGAGCCGCUGCCGAAGAAGAUUUUCAUCUCAGGAGGGAUGUCCAACGUUAAUAGGGCAUCCGUAGCGUCGAUGUGGAGUGCGAACACCGGCGCAAACGCGGGGACGAGCGCGAGGGCGACGAAGAUUGAGCGAGGCGUGGCGGAGGGAACAAAGACUAAAAUCGAGUGGGUGGAAACGGGCGCGGCGGUGGGAAAUCUUUACGCGGCAAAUCGAGAAGAUGCGAGAGACUUCGCGAGAGUGCGAAACGUGUGCUACGAGCAGGCCACGAACGCGUAUCUAAGUGGGAACAAAGCUCUCGCCAAAGAGCUGUCGCGGCAAGGUAGAGAGGCUGCGGCAAAGAUGUCGGCGGCUCACGAAGUCGCGGCGACGAGCAUUUACCAGAGCAGAGGAGGAGGAAGAGACGGCAUGAUCGAUUUACACGGUUUACACGUUGCCGAGGCGUUGAACCUGCUUCGUCGCGAGCUGUCGAGGCUUCGUUCGAGCGGGCAUUCGCACGCUCAAGUGCUCGUCGGAACAGGCCAUCAUACGGUGGGUUCUCGGACGCCAUCGAGGCUUCCCGUUGCGGUCGAGACGUUCCUGCAUGAGCAGCGAUGGAGUUUUAGCGAACCUCAAUCCGGACUUCUCCAAGUGCGAUUGAAUUAG